AUGUCGCGCUCGGCGCCGGCGAGUAGGCGAACAGCCAAGACCGAGUACAUUGAAACCGACACGGGCAACAAGAUCUCCCGUCGAGCACAUAUCGAAGGCAAGCAGAAUAUCAUGCUUGGCGGCAAGACUGUCAUCAUGUCCGGUGUCCAUCUACGCGGCGAUCUCUGCCGAAAGCCGGAGCCGGCUGCUGAUGGGGAGAAGGAGAAGACGUCCGUCACGGCUAUCAGCAUUGGACGAUCAACCAUCAUCGCUACGAACAGUAUUAUACGCCCACCCAACCGCCUGCACAAAGGCCAAAUGACAUACAUCCCCAUGCGCAUCGGCGACAACGUCUUCAUCGGUCCAAACUGCCAUAUCUCUUCGGCGAGCAUCUCAAAUCAUGUCCAUGUCGGUGCCAACUCAGUGCUGUCCUCUCUCUGCAUCAUCAAAGAGGGCAGCAAAGUUCUCCCCGGAACCGUGGUGCCGCCGAACAUGACUAUCCCCGCCGGCAGGCGGUGGUGGGGAGGGUGA
Molecule: messenger RNA, 510 nt
Organism: Neohortaea acidophila
Lineage: Eukaryota; Fungi; Ascomycota; Dothideomycetes; Mycosphaerellales; Teratosphaeriaceae
Product: trimeric LpxA-like protein
Exons: 4
Coding region: 1-510 (169 amino acids)
Source: RefSeq, a predicted model, not a curated record